GGCCUGCGCGUCCUACGCGGACCCCGGGGUGGAGCGGGAGGUCCUGGCGGGUGGCGGCCGAGGUCCGCUCAGCAUGGGGGAGGCCGCGGCCGGCGCGGGGGCGUCGGCGGGGACGGAGGCUGACCCGGAGGCUGAGGUGGUGAAGCUGCUGCCCUUCCUGGCGCCGGGCGCGCGGGCCGACCUGCAGGCGGCAGCGGUGCGGCACGUGCUGGCGCUCACCGGCUCCAGGCCCGGCCGCGUGCUGCUGGCGGGGCAGGCGGCGCUGCUGCGGGCGCUGGCGGACCUGGCGCCGGCCUCCGCCCCGGCCCGCGACGCCGCCCGCGCGCUCGUGAACUUGGCCGCCGACCCCGGCCUGCACGAGCCGUUGCUGGCGGCUGACCCCGGGCUGCCCGCGCGCCUGCUGGGCCGCGCGUUGGACCCGCAGUGGCCCUGGGCGGAGGAGGCGGCCGCCGCGCUGGCCAACCUCAGCCGCGAGCCGGCGCCGUGUGCCGCGCUGAUGGCGCUGCUGGCGGAGCCAGGAGACUCCGUCCUGGAGCGGCUGGUGCGCGCGCUGUGCACGCCCGGCUAUAACGCCCACGCGUCCCUGCACUACCUGGCGCCGCUGCUCUCCAACCUCAGUCAACGCCCUGCGGCGCGGGCCUUCCUCCUGGACCCCGACAGGUGCGUGGUCCAGCGGCUGCUGCCCCUUACCCAGUACCCUGACUCCUCUGUGCGCAGGGGCGGGGUGGUGGGGACGCUUCGGAAUUGCUGCUUCGAGCACAGACAUCACGAGUGGUUGCUUGGACCUGAGGUGGACAUUCUCCCCUUUUUGCUCCUGCCCUUGGCUGGGCCUGAGGAUUUCUCCGAGGAGGAGAUGGAACGGCUGCCUGUCGAUUUGCAGUACCUGCCGCCAGACAAGCAGCGAGAGCCUGAUGCAGACAUCCGCAAGAUGCUUGUUGAAGCCAUAAUGCUGCUGACAGCCACAGCACCAGGUCGGCGGCAGGUGCGGGAUCAGGGAGCCUACCUGGUCCUUCGAGAGCUGCACAGCUGGGAGCCCGAGUCCGACGUGCGGACGGCUUGUGAGAAGCUAAUCCAGGUGCUUAUUGGAGAUGAGCCUGAAUGUGGCAUGGAAAACCUGCUGGAAGUCCAGGUGCCUGAGGAUGUGGAACAGCAGCUGCAGCAGCUGGAUCACCAGGAGCAGGAACAGCUGGAACGGGAGCAAUUGGAGCGGGAGCUGGCUCCUGAGCCAUGGCUGGAGAGGGCCACACCCACCUGAGGCCCCUGCAGCCAGACACCAGCUCCAGGGCCCCCUUUGCCAGGCUUUCUCAGACCAGGCCUUCCUGCAGCUGCCUACAGGCCCCUUGGGUCCCCCUGCUCAGAGACUGCCCUGCUGAGAAGCAGAGCUACACUUAAGCUGCAGUAGGGAUUGGAGGCGCUUCCCAGCCCUUUGCAGUGUUGCUACCAGCAAGAAUGAGAGUUGCUUAGAACAGCACUGUGAGCCAGGUACCGUGACUCAGCUGCCUGUGCAAAAGGUGGAGGUGGCAGGUGGAUGGCCAUGGAGCCAUGAGAAGACUUCCUGGGCAUGGUGUGGGGACUGGACAGAAAACCACUGCAAGCCCCAAGGAGCCAGCUGGAGUUUCCCAGUCCCGAGGCACUGCAGGGUCUGGGGAGACGUGGGCGCAUAAGUACAAGUGGUGUUUUGUCAGCCCCCUCCCUGUGGCUCUCAGCACCCCACUCCCUGAGACCUGGUCUCAAAGGGCUGACCCAGCCAUACCUAGAUCCUGGGGUCUUCCUGGGACUGUGCCUCCCUGUUUGACCUAUGCUGCAGGACCCUGUCCUCAACCCUUGUCAGCUCCUUAAGUUUCCCUGCUUCCCAGUCUUAGAUUGGAUGGCCUCUCAAGCUAGGCCAUUUCCCUGGUCAGCUUCUUUGAGCCAGGGUCACUAUCCUUAGCCUUCCUGCCUCUGCCAGGAGCCUCCAGAUGUGCCUGCAGCCUGGCCCCUGCCCAGGCCUCCCCCCACUCCCCUCUGCCCCUGUGGUAGAGCCCAUGCUGGGCCCAGGGGCCUUACCUGCUUCUCUCCUGGACCCGUGUGCAUUCCCCCCCACCUGCUAGUUGUGUGGCUGCUAAGCCCCAUGGGCUGUCAUGGUGGCUCUUACCACACUUUUCCUUCCUGAGCUCAUCUGACCUCACUGCCGCCUCUUGCAUUGGGCUCCUGAGUGCUGGCCCCUUCUCACUGAUGGGCCCAUCCAGGCCCCUUGAGCCCUGGUGAAGGAGCUUAGCUUGUCUUGGGAGUUCACAGUGUCCCAUUCCACACCCUAAAACUGGAGGCCUGCUCUACCUGUGGUCUCCUGCUGUAGCCAGGUGCUUCAUCAGGUGCUGGGCAUCUCCCUCCUCCAGGAUCUCCUCUAACCUGCCCCUAUUAAAGCUCUGCCACUCAUGCA
Molecule: messenger RNA, 2419 nt
Organism: Sapajus apella (tufted capuchin)
Lineage: Eukaryota; Metazoa; Chordata; Mammalia; Primates; Cebidae
Gene: HGH1
Product: HGH1 homolog
Exons: 6
Coding region: 74-1255 (393 amino acids)
Source: RefSeq, a predicted model, not a curated record